GCAUGCUUCUUCAUCUCCUUCUGCUAGACGAGAACAUGUCCGAACACUUACUGUGCUUUUACACUCAUCAGAAAUGUAGAUUAUCUUGCAUCAUGUCUAAAAAAAGACUCUCAUGCUAAGUCUUUCACACCAAAAAUAUCUUUAAAGUUCACACUCGAAACUGACAAAUAUAUCAUUUUUAAACUACUUUGAACGAACUACUUGCAAUAUAUUCACCGUUUUGGGGGGUGUAUUACGUUUGUCUGUGCGUUGUCUUGCUGCUCUUACAGAGCAUGAUCGAAGACACAAAUAUUUUAUUUUGAAAUGAACAAAGCUUGCACUUCCGGUUGUGGUGUCCGUUUGCAAGUAGCAGCCUAAGAAGUCCCCUCUGCUCUCCUCUGUUAUGUCAGACCUUUUGCAAUAAAUCUGACGUGAAAAUGCCACAGAGUUUGGUAUUUUAUUUGCAAACCAAACUAAUUUUGGAGACUGUUAUUCGCGGUUCUCUGAACUUACUCAGACCUACGAAAGAGGACACUUCCACGGAUCAAUCAUGUUUGAGAGUGAAGCCAGGAUUGGACAAAGUGGUGGACACGUUGGCUCGGGAGGCCAGCAGAAAGAUCGACGCCGUUUUCCAGCAGCUGUUUGCGGCGGAGAACAAGGAGAAGCUGGCACUUAGGGACAAGGUGUGUCAGCUGGAGUGCGAGCUGAAGGCCCUGACAGACAACUUUGACAAUGCCAGAACGUGGAGAGAAAAUGUUUUGAAUGGAUGCCCUGUGCUGAACGAGCAGACCGGAUGGAUCUUCACCUUGAAGCCCUUUGGGACGCUGGUCAAAUCAGCUGAGGAAGAGUCAGCGGCUGCUGAUGGAGACGGUGGACAGGAUGAAGAUGUUGCAGACCAGACUGAGGAGGUGACAUCAUCGUCCAGCAGACCAGAAGCAGGUGAUGUCGUCACGACCCUGCCCACUGAGUGUCUCCAAGCUGCGGUCCAGAAGAAGGUCUUUGAAUGUGACGUGUGCAGCAAGAGCUUCAGCCGCCAGCUUCACCUGACGAAGCACGCGGACACCCACAAGGAGCCCUCCACCUGUCCCCGCUGCCCCAGGACCUUCCGCAACGCAGCCACGUUGGAGCGCCACCUGCUGCGGCACGAGGAGAGGGAGCGGCAGAGCUUCGCGUGCGCGAUCUGUGAGAAGGCGUUCAAGAGCAAGAUGCUCCUCAAGUCCCACGAACUGGUCCACCGAGACGCCCGGCCCUUCGCCUGCGCCACCUGCGGCAAGGCCUUCAAGAGCCGCCAGCGCCUACAGGCCCACUGCGUGGUCCACAGCGCCGACAAACCGCACAAGUGCGAGGAGUGUGGCGAGGGCUUCCGCUACGCCGUGGCGCUGCGCGGCCACCGUAGCGUCCACACAGGCGAGUAUCCUCACAAGUGCGGCGUGUGUGGCAAGGCCUUCGCCAAGAAGCGCUCGCUGGGCACGCACAUGGCCGUGCACCGGGGGAAGAUGUUCACGUGCGAGACGUGCGGCGCCGGCUUCACACUGCGGCAGAACCUCAAGCGGCACUCCCGCAUCCAUACAGGAGAGCGUCCGUUCAAAUGCCACGUGUGCGGCGUGAGCUUCGUGCAGGACAAGCUGAAAGCCCACAUGCUGCUCCACGGCGCAUCCAAGACCUUCAUGUGCGACCUCUGUGGAAAGACUUUCCUCUACAACUGCCAGCUCCAGAAGCACCAGCAGCUGGUCCACCUACCGGGGGACGGCCACGGCCAGGCGGCGCGCAGGCGGGCAGGUGCGCGUGCGUCCCGCACGGUAAUCUUCCGGCGGGACAGGACCACAGUGGAGGUGACGCCCUUCACCUGCCAGACUUGCCAGCGGGGCUUCCACUCGGCGGCCUCCCUCAAGAAACACGAGCAGGUGCACGCGGGCCGCACGCCGUACACCUGCCACGUGUGCGGCAAGGCCUUCCUCUACAAAGCCACCUUCGACUACCACCUGAGGACGCACUCGGGGGAGCGGCCCUAUGCCUGCGACGUGUGCGGCAAGACCUUCAUCAUCCAGCACGCCCUCAAGUCGCACAAACUGCAGCACACGGGCGAGAAGCCUCACAGGUGCGAGCAUUGCGGGAAGGCCUUCCGGGUCUACACCAACUACCGCCGACACCUGAGGAUCCACACGGGCGAGAAGCCGUACCAGUGCGAGGUGUGCGGCGUGCGCUUCCGGCAGCUCGGCCACGUCAAGUUCCACAUGCAGGUGCACACGGGGGAGCGGCCCUACGUCUGCCACACCUGUGGGCUCGGCUUCUCCGACUCCAGGCAGCUCAAGAGACACGACUGCGCCCAGAACGUGCUGGUGACCUCGUACACGUGACUCAAUAUUUUUUCUAAGGCUGGCAAAUAAUUCAUCAAAUUUUGGAAUUUGGAUUAAUCAUGAUAAAUCACAUUUUAGAAUUAGGAUUAAUCAUGAUUAAUCACAUUUUGGAAUUUGCUCAACAGAAACGCCUGCGCCCAAAAUGCGCUGCUGACCUCGUACACGUGACUCAAUAUUUUUACUAAGGCUAGCAAAUAAUUCAGCAAAUUUUGUAAUUUGGAUUGAUCAUGGUAAAUCACAUUUUAGAAUUUGGAUUAAUCAUGAUUAAUCACAUUUUGGAAUUUGCUCAACAGACACGCCUGCGCCCAAAAUGCGCUGCUGACCUCGUACACGUGACUCAAUAUUUUUACUAAGGCUGGCAAAUAAUUCAUAACAUUUUGGAAUUUGGAUUAAUCAUGAUAAAUCACAUUUUAGAAUUUGGACCAAAGACAUGCACCUGGGGAUAAGUUGAUUGGCAACACUAAAUUGGUCCUAGUGUGUGAAUGUGAGUGUGAAUGUUGUCUGUCUAUCUGUGUUGGCCCUGCGAUGAGGUAGCGACUUGUCCAGGGUGUACCCCGCCUUCCGCCUGAUUCUAGCUGAGAUAGGCGCCAGCGCCCCCCGCGACCCCAAAAAAGGGAAUAAGCGGUAGAAAAUGGAUGGAUGGAUGGAUGGAUGGAUGGAUUAAUCAUGAUUAAUCACAUUUUGGAAUUUGCUCAACAGACACGCCUGCGCCCAAAAUGCGCUGCUGAUCUCGUACACGUGACUCAAUAUUUUUACUAUGGCUGGCAAAUGAUUAUUCACAUUUUGGAAUUUGGAUUAAUCAUGAUAAAUCACAUUUUAGAAUUUGGAUUAAUCAUGAUAAAUCACAUUUUAGAAUUUGGAUUAAUCACAUUUUGGAAUUUUGAUAAUCAUGAUUAAUCCCAUUUUGGAAUUUGGAUUAAUCAUGAUUAAUCACAUUUUGGAAUUUGCUGAAGAGACACGCCUGCACCCAGAACGUGCCGGUGACCUCAUACACGUGACUCAAUUUUUUACUAGGUCUGGCAAAUGAUUAUUCACAUUUUGUAAUUUGGGUUAUUCAUGAUAAAUCACAUUUUGGAGUUUGGAUUAGUCAUGAUUGUUCACAUUUUGAAAUUUGAGUUAAUCAUGAUUAAUCUCAUUUAGGAAUUUAGAUUAAUCAUGAUUAAUCACAUUUUAGAAUUUGGAUUAAUCAUGAUUAAUCACAUUUUGGCAUUUGGAUUCAUCAUGCUAAUCACAUUUUGGAAUUUAGACUCAUCACGAUAAAUCAAAUUUUGGAAUUUGGAUUAAUCAUAACAAAUCACAUUUGGGAAUUUGGGUUAAUCGUGAUUAAUCACGUUUGGGAAUUUUGAUUAAUCAUGAUUAAUUGCAUUUUGGAUUAAUCACAUUUUGGAAUUGGGUUUAAUUCCAGGCAUGUAUUCUAAAAUUGUCCCAAAACCUCCAUAAGUGUACACAAACUAAAUGUAAUUGUCAGAAUGUUACCCAGGAACGUUUUACUUGGACACAUGUCAUUUUGGGGUGAAAUGUGCCAGCGAGCACACAAGUCGGAGUCUCCUCACUCAUUUUUGUAGCGACAUAUGCAUUGAUCUGAUCAUUGACCGUAUUACAGUUAAGGUAAAAGAGCUUGUACAUACAAGAAAAAAUGCAUAAUUAAUCUCAAGUGUGUACAUGAUUAAUGCAAUAUUUUUUGAUUAAUCACAUGAGUUAACUCAAUAAUGUUGACAGCCCUAAUAUAAAUAUGAUGCUUACGCUCACAUCCUAAUAAAUGAAACUUGAUAUUU
This is a messenger RNA of Nerophis ophidion (straightnose pipefish), 4111 nucleotides long. Its product is annotated as zinc finger protein OZF-like. Gene Ontology annotation, molecular function: DNA-binding transcription activator activity, RNA polymerase II-specific; RNA polymerase II cis-regulatory region sequence-specific DNA binding. The coding region runs from base 417 to 2336 and encodes 639 amino acids. Gene Ontology annotation, biological process: regulation of transcription by RNA polymerase II. The transcript is spliced from 4 exons. The record is from RefSeq and is a predicted model, not a curated record. Gene Ontology annotation, cellular component: nucleus. NCBI's taxonomy places the organism in Eukaryota, Metazoa, Chordata, Actinopteri, Syngnathiformes, Syngnathidae.